UACUUUAUUGUUUGCUUGAUAUAAGCGACAAUUUAUCAAAAAUCGGUGAAUUACAAAUUUGUUGUCAAAUCCUGUUUUUGUCAGUUAAUAAGUUGAAUGUUACAAGUGUCAAAUCUAUAACUGAUAAUGUUAAACAGUGAUUUUUAUGCAAUUGUUGGUCUUAGCACCGAUGUCCUCUAAUUGUCUUUAGUUUUCGCGACCACAAAAAUUUGCUUUUUACUUAUAUUUUUGAAUAUCUGCCGCUUAAGUUCUACAACUUUUUACCAUUUGCUUGAAUUUUUUAAUUUGUGUCUUUGAUGCCACAAUAUGAAUGAUAUUACAACCUUUGUUUUAGAAAUCUUAGAAACAGAUGACAGAAUCUAAAAUUCUUUCACCAAGUGAAACGAAAAUGAAACGUCAGCGUAUUUUAUGCCUCUUUGGUAUUCCGUGUGUAUUCUUCAUAACUUUGAUUGUGUUAAGUUUUCAUUUGAGAAAUGGAGUGGAUGUUACAAGUAUUAAGAAACAGAGGUUGAUUGCUGCUCAUUCUCACAAGUUUGAAUCUAGAAUUGAAAAGUAUUCUAAAUCUGACAAAUUACUGUCUGAGCAUCCACAGGACCUUAUUUAUAACCCAGAACAUUUGGCUAUGUUGGGACAAAUUAAUGGUAAAGAAGACGAAGAAUUUAAACAGAAUGGUCAAGGACUGUAUGCUUUCAAUGAUUUAAUAAGCAGUCGGCUCAGUUUAAACAGAGCUGUACCAGAUACACGACAUAAACUUUGUCAGACAGUGAAGUACCAACCUGAUCUUCCGAGAGCCAGUGUAAUAAUAUGUUUCUACAACGAAGCCUGGUCUACACUUCUACGUACGGUACACUCAGUUUUAAACAGAACACCGGCACAUCUGUUACAUGAGAUUAUCCUCGUUGAUGACGCUAGCGAACUGCCUCAUCUACAAAGCAAGCUAGCAGAGUAUGUGUGGUCAUUACAUCCAAAUAUAACCUUGGUAAGGUUACCUGACAGACAUGGUCUUAUACGUGCCAGGCUUUAUGGUGCUCAUGUGGCAACAGGGGAGGUUUUGGUAUUCCUUGACAGUCAUUGCGAGGUAAAUAAACAGUGGUUAGAGCCGUUACUGGCCAAGGUCGCUGAGAGUCGUAGAACGAUAGCUAUACCUGUUAUUGACAUGAUUAACUCGGGCACGUUUGAGUACAAGGCAUCUUCUCUAGUGAAAGGAGGCUUCAACUGGGGCAUGCAUUACACCUGGGAGCAUUUACCGAAAGAUUACUUCAAAGAUGAGGAGACCUAUAUACAGCCUAUAGAAACGCCCACAAUGGCAGGGGGAUUAUUUGCUGUGAACAGACAAUACUUCAGAGAGAAAGGGGAGUAUGACCCUGGAUUGGAUACAUGGGGAGGAGAAAAUCUAGAAAUUUCAUUUAGAAUUUGGCAGUGUGGGGGAAGACUAGAGAUCAUACCUUGUUCUCGUGUUGGUCAUAUUUUCCGACAAAGACGUCCAUAUGGUUCACCUGAUGGUGGGGACAGCAUGUUGAAAAACUCUGUUCGGGUAGCGCGUGUAUGGAUGGAUGAAUAUAUAGUAAGUUAAGCUU
Messenger RNA from Ruditapes philippinarum (Manila clam), 1577 nucleotides. Its product is annotated as polypeptide N-acetylgalactosaminyltransferase 11-like. The record is from RefSeq and is a predicted model, not a curated record. The transcript is spliced from 7 exons. Gene Ontology annotation, molecular function: Notch binding. Gene Ontology annotation, biological process: regulation of Notch signaling pathway. The coding region runs from base 350 to 1573 and encodes 407 amino acids. Lineage: Eukaryota; Metazoa; Mollusca; Bivalvia; Venerida; Veneridae. Gene Ontology annotation, cellular component: Golgi apparatus.